Molecule: messenger RNA, 861 nt
Organism: Danio rerio (zebrafish)
Lineage: Eukaryota; Metazoa; Chordata; Actinopteri; Cypriniformes; Danionidae
Source: RefSeq, a predicted model, not a curated record
UCAGAAUCAGAUGAUGAACUGAACUGAACUGAACUGCUCCAGACUCGGUUGUGCAGCAUGACGGAGGCGGCGAUUAUUAAGAAUAUCUGCGCUAAUAACGGCUCCAUCGCCUAUGCGGACCUGCUGUCUGCUCUGGGCAUGUAUGAUGAGGCUCAGGAUGUCCUGGAUGUGCUCAUCAGCCGCAGUGAGAACUGCACGGUCGGCUUCUUCAGCGGACAGAAGCGAGUCAUCGUCCGUACCAAAGUGCGCCUGUGUCGGAUUCAGAACUGCCCCGCCUGCGACAACCUGCACCUGUGCAAAGGCUUUCUGUUCGGGUUUUGCCGUUUCGACAGAGGAAGGAGAGGAUGCCGCUUCAGUCAUGAUCUCGAUUCUGCUCAUAAUCUGAUGGUUCUGAUGGCUAACGGCCUGAACACACUCGACCUGAAAGAGCUGCGGAUCCUGCUUCUGCAGAGCGACAACACACUCCUGCCGGCGGUGUGUCACUCCUAUAAUAAUGGCGUGGGUGAGUACGGCCGCUGUCUGGACGCGGAGGCCUGUAAGCGGCUGCACAUCUGCGAGCGCUACCUGCAGGGUCACUGCGACUGCACGCGCGCUCACGACUUCUACGAACCGCAUCCGCUGAAGACGCUGCAGGACCGCGGCGUCCCUACUGAGCUCAUGGCCCUGAUGAAGGAUCUGUACUCCAACAUCGAGGCCCUGCGGCGGACCAACAGGAACAAACCAAACACGGCUCCAAACAACAGGAGAGGCCCGAAUGUGAACAACCGCAGGUCAUCCAGUGUGGAGUUUACUGCAGCCAACAGAGAAACUGAGGCGACUCAGCACACUUACACUGGUAACACACACUCACAAAUUCACUAA